UCAGUGGCUCAAGCCAACAAUCCUAACAGCAACAAUUGAUCUUAGACAUAUUUUAGUCGUUAACUUCAGUUGAGUACCCACAUCUAUAUACACGCACGUACACAGACCGUGGUGGCCCUGGGAGGAGACAAAGCCUUCCCUCGAGAUUUUGAUACAUUUUGCAGUAAUUUUAGCAAGAUCCGAGAGGACAGAUGGAAUGCUAUGACAGUGAUCAGCUGUCGAUGUCGACCAGCCCUUCGACUAUCGCUUCGUCUUCUAUUAGUCCCUCGACGCCUCAUGAUCAUGCUCAAUACUCGCCGGGAUCCACAAGCUCCAGCACCAGCCCGCUUGCCAGCAACCCCGACGCCGGUGGAAUAGGCGAUCGCGACCGAGAGCGCCCGUGUCUUGUGUGUGGCGACCGCGGCACCGGGUGCCAUUAUUCGGUAUUUUCAUGCGAAGGUUGCAAGGGUUUUUUCAAGCGAACAGUCCAGAAACAGCUCUUGUAUUCUUGCAGAGGACGUAGUAACAUGGAAGGCUGCUGUGAAAUCAACAAAACAAGUCGGAAUAGCUGUCAGUUUUGUCGAUUCCAGAAGUGUUUAACAGCUGGCAUGAAAACGGAUGCUGUACGAGAAGACAGGCUUCCCGGAGGCAAGCCGAAGCACAAGAAACUCCGCAGCGAAACGACCACUUCCAACCACGGCAGGAUAGACUGUUCUCCGAUGGGGUCAGAGGUCAUUCAGUCCACGACCAACGAUAAUGCACAGACCGUCCAUGAUGACCUGACUGGCAGCGACGUCGAACCUUGGAGACCGACCGUGAAGGCCCUCAUCGAUGCCAAGCCCCAUCUGAUCCCAGAUGCCUCUGCUGGACCCCCGCCAGGUAUGUUGUUUUCCAUGGAUAGCAUGCCAAACUUCAUGCCCCCAUCCCCUAACGAGUUCUCGCCCCCGCCCUACUCCAUCCGCGGCUUCACGGUCCAGGACCUGAUGCAAGGGGGCUUCCAAGAGCUCUACAUGAUCGUCAAGUGGGCCAAGUCUAUACCGGGCUUCCGGCAGCUGUGUCUUGAGGACCAGAUGGCGCUCCUCAAGGCCUCCUUCAUGGAUCUUAACGUCUUACGAUUGGCUUACAGAUCUGUAGAUUGUUUACCCAUGCUCCAAUUCACAACGAAAUGUAUGCUGACGAUAUCAGAAUGCAAGGACCUGGGAUGGGGAGAUCUGAUCAACGCGACGGUCGAGUUUUGCAGCACUCUCCAGGACCUGAGUCUUGACGUGACCGAGUUCUGUAUCUUGAAUGGCCUUGUAGUCUGCUUUCCAGAUGCUCCAGGCCUAGUCGAAGUGGACAGCGUGACCGAGCUUCAGAAGUGCUACCUCGAUUGCCUGCAGAAGUACAUCGCUUCGGCCUUCCCCAAUGAGCCCAAACGCUACGGCAAGAUCCUGAUGCGGUUACCCACGCUGCGCAAGGUCAGCGCAAAGGCUAUGGAGCAGUUCAUGGGUCUCAAGCUGGCUGGGAAGAUCCAGGUCCCGGGUCUGGUGGAGGAGAUGAUGAACUGUACCAUCUAACAGGGGGCCAUUUCACAACACUUGUCAUCAGUGACAAAUGACAGUUUUUGUUAUAAGCUACUGAAAUCCUUGCUUCUGAUUGGCUAUCAGCGGAUUUGUCACUGAUUUUUGUCAUUUGUCAUUGAAAAAGGGCUUUGUGAAACGGGCCCCUGGUUUAAUGUUUUUAUCUGCAGAACUGCAGCCGGAGAUUCUAGCUUGUGACACUGGAACACCAGGGGGGUGUUUCUCAAAGAUUAAAAUCAAAUUUAAGUUGGACUUAACUAUGGCACGCCAGUUAUGUAGCCAGUGGUUGUUCUCGCCAUUAUGAUCUUUGGAUAAUUUUUUUCUUUCAAUCAUGAAUUAUCAAAAAAUAUAAACUCUGUAGAUUUGUGACCACGAUUUUUACGUCCCUUGAGAGACCAGUGGCAGUAAAUAGUGAGAGAAAACAGUGGCAUGAACAGCCUGCCAUAGUUAAGUCCAACUUAAAGUUAAUCUCAUUUUUUGUGAAACACGCCCCUUGUCACUGAAUAGGUGUGUGCACAUGACACAGGAAACUGCAGAUUUACCUAGGUGUUUUUGUAAUGUGUAAAUGAAUGAUAAGAUAUAUAUUGAAGAUGUUUAUGUCACUCUAAAAUUGUGUUGUUUGUAUAUCCCUGUUUGUGUCUGGAAAAAUGUGGCGGCUGGAGAUUCUCGCUCGUGCUACAGGAACACCAUCUCUCCCAUGUGACCAGUCGCUUGCCCUAUUGACCUUGCUUGACCUGGUCACUUCCAAGACUUACACCGUAUGUCCUAGGGAGAGCACUGUCUCUGAUCGAUCACUCACUGAUAUACCGUUUGAAUGGUCACUCAUAGGAAUCACCUCAUCUGACUGGUCACUUUCCAGAUUGACCCUGUGUUUCCCGAUUGACCUUGUGUUUCCCUAUUGACCUAGCUCCAUUGUGACCUGACAUUUGCUUCUGCAACAAUUGUUCCAGGCUUUAUUUCUUCAUACAGCUGUAGGUAUAUUGUUAGUUUUGCCAUUGUGUUAUAGGUUAGGUUAAAGGUAAUACAAAGUUUUGGUAAUAUUUCAACAGGAUUGGAUUAUGAAAUUUAAAAUUUUUAUUAUCAUAGUGAAACCUAGUGUUAGAAUAGCAACUUUGUACAAGUAGUAUUUAGCUUUUUUUCCCUUUCCUUUCUUACUGCCACAGAAAACAAACUGUUUGAUCAAAUCCAUCAAACAGUAAUUAAACAAACAAAGAAAAACAAAAGAUCUAUCCAUGUUUUUAUGCAAUCUGAUGUAAUAGCACCUGCACACAUGUGAACCUUCUUAUUUUUAGAGACUUUUGAGAAUACAUCAAUAAUACAUAUUAUGUAUUAUGACAAUAAUGAUGAUGUUACUACAUGUGUGUGAUUCUAUAUUUACAAAGGUCAUUUUGUCAACAUUUCACACUGACUACACAAAUAAUACUUUUGCGGGAAACUUGACCUAUAAGUAUAUCUACGCUUUAGAAUACAACUCAUUCUUAGAUCCUUAUCAAAUGAUAGUGAAACACGGUCAUGUGUGUUUCAUUUACUGAGACUAUUCCAUGUUUUUUUAAAUGAAAAAGCGUGCAAUAGUUUCCAGAAUUAUCCCAGAAAGUUACGGUUUGUGUGUGUGCUUAGAGGUUUAAGCGAACUUAUACUGUGUGUGGGCCUAUACUUUUAUAUCCUUGUGCUUUAAAGAUGAAGUUGAGUUCUGGUCAUGCAAUUGCAUUGUGAAAGAAACCGUGUGGAAUCAAUCAGAAAAGGUUGAUCAUGUAGCAUAAUUAAG
Messenger RNA from Strongylocentrotus purpuratus (purple sea urchin), 3303 nucleotides. RefSeq names its product retinoic acid receptor RXR-gamma. The record is from RefSeq and is a predicted model, not a curated record. Bases 192 to 1535 code for a protein of 447 amino acids. Gene Ontology annotation, molecular function: zinc ion binding; sequence-specific DNA binding; DNA-binding transcription factor activity. Gene Ontology annotation, biological process: regulation of DNA-templated transcription. Lineage: Eukaryota; Metazoa; Echinodermata; Echinoidea; Camarodonta; Strongylocentrotidae. The transcript has 5 exons.